Thunnus maccoyii (southern bluefin tuna) is the source of this 1225-nucleotide messenger RNA. Its product is annotated as trace amine-associated receptor 13c-like. Gene Ontology annotation, molecular function: trace-amine receptor activity. NCBI's taxonomy places the organism in Eukaryota, Metazoa, Chordata, Actinopteri, Scombriformes, Scombridae. The transcript is spliced from 3 exons. Gene Ontology annotation, biological process: G protein-coupled receptor signaling pathway. Bases 96 to 1076 code for a protein of 326 amino acids. Gene Ontology annotation, cellular component: membrane. The record is from RefSeq and is a predicted model, not a curated record.
CACAGAAAUCCAGUCCAGUGGAGUCAAGAGUGUCAGCAGAGUUUUGACCAGCUAAAGCAAGUCCUCCUACAGAUCUGUAGUCACUUCCUCUGACGAUGGUAGAGACACUGGAACGAACAGAGCUCUGCACCCUUCCCCUUAACACCUCCUGCACGUCGACGCCUGUUUCUCCCAAAGUCAUGCUCAUCAAAACACUGCUGUACUGCAUCGCUCUGCUCACUGUGACGCUCAACCUGUUGGUUGUAAUCUCCAUCUGUUACUUCAGGCAGCUUCACACCUCCACCAAUGUCUUCCUCCUCUCCCUGGCUGUGUCUGACUUGUUUGUGGGCCUUGUACUGAUGCCAACUUCAGUUGCCACGCUGCAGUCCUGCUGGUUUCUUGAUAAAAUUACAUGUGCUCUCUGGAUCUUGUUGAGCUCUAUUCUCACCUCCUCCUCUGUUGGAAACAUGGUGCUCAUAUCAGUUGACCGUUACGUGGCCAUUUGUGCCCCUCUGCACUAUUCUUCCAUGAUAACGCAAAGAAGAGCUAAAAUCUGUGUGUCUUUGUGUUGGAUCUGUUCUGUUAUCUACAACUUCAUAAUACUAAAAGAUUUCUUGUUACAAACAGAUAUGUUAAAGUUCUGCUCCCAAGAAUGUACAUUUAUCAUAAGUUACAUAUCAGGGGCAGUAGACUUUAUUCUGACCUUUUUUUGUCCUGUUACUGUUAUCAUAGUUCUCUAUAUGAGAGUGUUUGUGGUGGCUGUGUCACAGGCACGUGUCAUGCGGUCUCAAAUUGUAGCUGACAAAUCAAGAACUCUGACUGUAGUUGCAAAGAAAUCUGAGAUGAGGGCUGCUAGAACUCUUGGCAUUAUCCUACUUGUGUUUAUACUUUGUCUCUGUCCAUACUACUGUCCUUUUCUAGCAGGACAGGACAUCACAGAUGAUGGUUCAUCACCUGAAGUUUGGCUUUUUUGUUGUAACUCCACUUUAAAUCCUCUGAUUUAUGCCUUUUUCUACCCCUGGUUUAGAAAAGCCAUUAAACUCAUUGUCAGCCUUCAAAUACUGCAGCCAGGUUCCUGUGAGGCCAAGAUAAUGUAGAAAAUAGCCAUAUACUGUAUAUAAACUGACUUAUUUCAUUAAGAUGAAUUCAGUGUAAUUGAAGGUGAAGUAAAUUUGUUUUGUUUUGUCAACUGUACACAUCAGCUCAGAAUACUUUUUAAAGAACACAGUGAAACCACAGUGUUGUG